UUCAUAGUCACGCCGGCCGAUAGGACGACGGAGUACGCGCAGCAGCAAUCGCUGGAUUACGAUCCGCCUAUGAACGGGACCCAACUGGAGCACCAGCAUCUCGUUCCGAAGUCCACGCGCGAUUGCGAUGGCGGAGGCGCCGGCGGAGAUGGCGAUCCCAUGGUCUGCGGCGGGAACUCCGAGAAGAAGACGGGAUACGAGACCAAUCUCUUCCUUUAUAGUGAAGAAAUGGAAGAUCGGCCUCGGAUCUCGACUCUGCUCAACAGUCUAUCGAAUUAUAGCAACACGAUCCCAGCCGCGACCGAUCCGGACGCGAAACCGCCACCGGUGCAAGGUGGAGCACGUAUGGGCACGUUGAUUGGCGUCUAUCUGCCGUGCAUCCAGAAUAUCUUCGGCGUAAUCCUCUUCAUCCGUUUGACGUGGGUCGUCGGCACCGCUGGCGCCAUAUACGGUUUCUUCAUCGUGCUCUGUUGUUGCUGCGUGACCAUGCUGACCGCGAUCAGUAUGAGUGCCAUCGCGACCAACGGCGUGGUGCCUGCAGGUGGGUCCUACUUCAUGAUAUCACGAAGCUUGGGCCCAGAGUUCGGCGGCGCGGUGGGGAUGCUUUUCUACACCGGUACCACGUUAGCCGCUGCUAUGUACAUCAUCGGUGCUGUGGAGAUCGUUUUGACAUACAUGGCGCCCUCGCUGAGCAUAUUCGGCGACUUCACCAAAGACCCGAGUAUAAUGUACAACAAUUUCCGUGUGUACGGUACCGGUCUGCUGUUGGUGAUGGGCACGAUCGUGUUCAUCGGCGUGAAGUUCGUCAACAAGUUCGCGACGGUUGCUCUGGCCUGCGUGAUCUUCUCGAUCAUAUCCGUCUACGUGGGUCUGUUCAACAAUUUCUACGGCAGCGAGGCCCUCAAAAUGUGCACUCUCGGUAAAAAGUUGCUCAAAGACAUCGACGUGAUGAACGACUGCAACAAGAACGUCAGCGGUGUUCUGCAUAAACUUUACUGCGGCAACGCCACUGUCCUGCACAAGUGUGAUCCGUAUUACGUGGAGAAUAAUUUGACGAUCAUCAAUGGUAUCCGUGGUCUGGCCAGUGGUGUCUUCUUAGAAAACAUUUGGGACAGCUUCCAAGAGGAAGGUCAACUGAUCGCCUAUGGGAAAGAUCCGAAGGACAUCGACCUCAUGUCGUUGACCAACUACAAUCAGAUCCAGGUCGAUCUUACUACCGCUUUCACCAUUCUCAUCGGUAUAUUCUUCCCCUCGGUCACUGGUAUCAUGGCCGGAUCCAAUAGGUCCGGCGAUCUAGCCGAUGCCCAGAAGUCAAUCCCGAUCGGCACGAUCUCUGCUAUUCUUACAACAUCGAUCGUGUACCUCUCCUGUGUCCUGUUGUUCGCCGGCACCGUGGACAAUCUCCUUCUUCGAGACAAAUUCGGUCAGAGUAUCGGUGGCAAGUUGGUCGUCGCGAACAUGGCCUGGCCGAAUCAAUGGGUGAUCCUGAUCGGUUCCUUCCUGUCCACCCUUGGCGCCGGUCUCCAGUCCCUAACGGGAGCUCCUCGUCUUCUCCAAGCGAUCGCCAAAGACAGCAUCAUUCCGUUUCUGACCCCAUUCGCCACGAGCUCCAGCCGAGGUGAACCGACCAGGGCUCUGGUGCUGACGGUGAUCAUCUGUCAGUGCGGUAUCCUCUUGGGAAACGUCGACUAUCUGGCUCCCCUGCUGUCCAUGUUCUUCCUGAUGUGCUACGGUUUCGUCAACCUUGCCUGCGCUCUUCAGACACUCCUGCGAACACCAAACUGGCGGCCCAGGUUCAAGUACUACCACUGGAGCCUGUCCUUCCUCGGUUUGUCCCUCUGCAUCGCGAUCAUGUUCAUGACCAGCUGGUACUACGCUCUACUGGCGAUGGUGAUGGCCGGCUGUAUUUAUAAGUACAUCGAGUACCGUGGCGCCGAGAAGGAAUGGGGCGAUGGUAUCCGUGGUCUGGCCCUGUCAGCCGCUCGUUACUCCCUGCUGAGACUCGAGGAAGGACCGCCUCAUACGAAGAACUGGAGACCUCAGAUUCUGAUCCUGGCCAAGUUGACCGACGAUCUUGUCCCGAAAUACCGUAAGCUAUUCGCGUUCGCCAGUCAGCUGAAAGCUGGCAAAGGUCUCACGGUGUCUGUCAGCUGCAUCGGUGGCGACUAUAUCCAGAACUCUGGGGAAGCAUUGGCGGCUAAGCAGAGUCUACGGAAGACGAUCACCGAGGAGAAGGUGAAAGGAUUCGUGGACGUUCUGGUGGCCAGGAAUAUUGUCGAUGGUUUGAGUUCGUUGAUCCAAACCACCGGAUUAGGCGGAAUGAAACCGAACACCGUGAUCCUCGGCUGGCCUUACGGUUGGCGACAGUCGGAGGACGAGAGAACCUGGAGAGUGUUCCUGCAGACGGUCAGAGCCGUGGCGGCUGCCAGGAUGGCUCUGUUGGUACCCAAAGGUAUCAACUUCUUCCCAGACUCGACGGAGAAAGUGGUCGGUUACAUCGACGUUUGGUGGAUCGUUCACGACGGCGGUCUGCUGAUGCUGCUGCCGUUCCUACUGAAGCAACACCGCACCUGGAAGAACUGCAAAAUGAGGAUCUUCACGGUGGCUCAGAUGGAGGACAAUUCGAUUCAAAUGAAGAAGGAUCUGAAGAAGUUCCUGUACGAUCUCAGGAUCGAGGCGGAGGUCGAGAUUGUCGAGAUGAUGGAUUCCGAUAUAUCAGCGUACACAUACGAGCGAACUCUGAUGAUGGAACAGAGAAAUCAGAUGUUAAGGGAGCUCCGGUUGAACAAGAAGGAGUCCCUGGGCGUGGUGCAGACAUUGGUGGACUUCAACGAGGUACCCGCCGAAGACAAUUUAGCUCUGGUGCAGGCGAUCAUCGAUCAUCAUCAUAACGUGGACGUGAAGGUGGCGACCAAGGUGAGAUUCCAGGAGCCAGGCAGCCAGACGGCGGCCGACGAGGCGCAGGAGAAACUGGUCCAGGAGACCGAGGCUGAAAAAGAGUCGGAAACGGAGGACAGCAGCCAGACGGCGGGUGACGGAAAAGAGGGCAGCAACGAGGAGGACAAGCUGAUCGGCGGCUCGCCCAAACAGGACAACAAGGAGAACACGGAGAAGGAGGCGAAGGAGAACGAGGAAAAGAAAGAGACCCCGGAAUCAAAAGUCAUCACACCUGACGAGGGCGACGUGAGACGUAUGCACACAUCCGUGAAGCUGAACGAAGUGAUCGUGAACAAGAGCCAUGACGCUCAGUUAGUCAUCCUCAAUCUUCCUGGACCACCGCGGGACACCAGAAUGGAACGUGAAUCAAAUUACAUGGAAUUCCUAGAAGUUCUCACCGAGGGUCUGGAAAGGGUGCUGAUGGUGCGCGGUGGCGGACGGGAGGUGAUCACGAUCUACUCGUGAACUAGAUCGGGAUGGAUCGAAGUAACCGCCUCGCAGAAGCAGAAAUCUAGUUUACUUCUCAAAGACCUAAACGACUUCAUCCUAAGGAACACGUUGCUCUUGUGCCAUUAUCUGAGCAGUCACUUGCGUUUCGCGUUGUGAACACACGGUUACCGUUAAGAAAACAAAAAAAAGAUUAACAAACACACACGCAUACACUUAUACACACACUAUAAGACACACACACACACAGAGACUACACACAGAAAAAUAAGAAACCGAGCGAGUACGGACAAACGACGACGCCGUAUUCGCGGGUCUCGGUUGGUGGACUUGGAUCGAGUAGGAUCACACGUAGGCUCGUUCCAAGGCCUGACCGUCGAGAACGCCAAAAGUGACAUGCCAAAGGAUAAGUUUCCUUUUCAAAUGAAUUUCACAUGUAAACUAGGAUUACGGUAGGAUCUAUCUCUUAUUUACACUCGUCCCUUUCGCGAAUGAGAUAGACAAAAAAGUGGUUUUAAUCCGUAUAUACACACACAUACACAAAUUACACGCACGACACAAAGAAGAAAAAUCCGUCUAACGAUCGG
Dufourea novaeangliae is the source of this 3971-nucleotide messenger RNA. RefSeq names its product solute carrier family 12 member 4 (gene kcc). Gene Ontology annotation, molecular function: potassium:chloride symporter activity. The annotation marks the transcript as partial. Gene Ontology annotation, biological process: potassium ion homeostasis; chloride ion homeostasis; chemical synaptic transmission. The record is from RefSeq and is a predicted model, not a curated record. The transcript is spliced from 14 exons. Gene Ontology annotation, cellular component: membrane. Lineage: Eukaryota; Metazoa; Arthropoda; Insecta; Hymenoptera; Halictidae.